This is a messenger RNA of Carcharodon carcharias (great white shark), 1467 nucleotides long. Its product is annotated as protein MB21D2. The coding region runs from base 1 to 1467 and encodes 488 amino acids. NCBI's taxonomy places the organism in Eukaryota, Metazoa, Chordata, Chondrichthyes, Lamniformes, Lamnidae. The transcript is spliced from 2 exons. The record is from RefSeq and is a predicted model, not a curated record.
AUGGCGGCUAUGAACGGAACAGGCACCAAGCCUUGUGUGGCUAAAGCGCUGGUGGAACUGGACUUCAGGUCUGGGGCUAGGAUCGAGGACUUGAAUAAGCUGAUCCAGGAAUUUAGCAAGCAGGAUCAGCGGGAAUACGACGAUCACAGAGCCCUGGAAAUCCACACCGCCAAGGAUUUCAUUUUCUCCAUGCUGGGCAUGGUGCAGAAGUUGGACCAGAAGCUUCCAGUGGCCAACGAGUAUCUCCUGCUGUCCGGAGGUGUCCGGGAAGGUGUGGUGGAUAUGGACCUCGAGGAGCUUAGCAUCUAUGUCCGGGGGACGGAUUAUGACAUGGACUUCACUCUUCUGGUCCCGGCCCUCAAACUCCACGACCGCAACCAGCCGGUCACUCUGGACAUGCGGCACUCCGCACUCUGUCACUCUUGGCUGAGUCUCAGGCUGUUUGAUGAAGGAACCAUCAACAAGUGGAAAGACUGCUGCACCAUUGUGGACCACAUCAAUGGGGGCACCAACUACUUUUUCUCCCCCACCCGGGUGGCAGACUGGUUUUACGAUGCCAUCACCAUCGUGCUGGCUGAGAUCCAGAAGAAGCCCCAACGCGGGAUGCCCAAAGUUGAGAAGGUGGAGAGGAACGGCACGGUGAUCUCGGUCAUCCUGGCCGUAGGCUCCAGCCGCAUGCUGUACGACAUCAUCCCCGUGGUCUCCUUCAAGGGCUGGCCUGCCGUGGCGCAGAGCUGGCUGAUGGAGAACCACUUCUGGGACGGCAAGAUCACAGAGGAGGAGGUCAUCAGUGGUUUCUACCUGGUGCCGGCCGCCUCUCUUAAUGGGAAGAGGGAAAACGAGUGGCGCUUGUCCUUUGCUCGCAGUGAGGUCCAGCUGAAGAAGUGCAUCUCCAGCAGCCUCAUGCAAGCCUACCAAGCUUGCAAGGCUAUUAUCAUGAAACUCUUGUCCAGACCCAAAGCCAUCAGCCCGUACCACUUGAGGAGCAUGAUGCUCUGGGCUUGUGAUAGACUCCCUGCCAGCUUCUUGGCCCAAGAGGAAUACGCUGCGGACUUCCUGCUCGGCUUGAUCGAUGACCUCCAGCACUGCCUGGUCAACAGGUCCUGCCCCAACUACUUCAUCCCGCAGUGCAACAUGUUCGAGCACCUGUCGGACGAGACGGCUGUGCUCCACGCCCGCAAGCUCUCGUCGGUGCGCUCGGACCCCGCCGAGCACCUGCGGACCGCCGUCCAGCACGCCAAGGCGGCCAACCGGCUGACCCAGGACGCCCACCGGAGGGGCAGCGGCUCCGGCACGCCUUCCCCGUCCUCGGACAACGGGCCCGGUGACAACCGGCAGCCAGAUGACCGACUGGCCAAGAAGCUGCAGCAGCUGGUGACCGAGAAUCCGGGGAAAUCCAUCUCCGUCUUCAUCAACCCCGACGACGUCACCAGGCCCCACUUUAGGAUAGACGACAAGUUCUUUUGA